Xyrauchen texanus (razorback sucker) is the source of this 4098-nucleotide messenger RNA. It is a transcript of the gene galca, whose product is annotated as galactosylceramidase a. Gene Ontology annotation, molecular function: galactosylceramidase activity. The record is from RefSeq and is a predicted model, not a curated record. Gene Ontology annotation, cellular component: lysosome. The transcript is spliced from 17 exons. The coding region runs from base 66 to 2048 and encodes 660 amino acids. Gene Ontology annotation, biological process: galactosylceramide catabolic process. Lineage: Eukaryota; Metazoa; Chordata; Actinopteri; Cypriniformes; Catostomidae.
GUGAUAAACAUCCUCAUGACAGGCUUCAUUCAGCAGUUGAUUCUCAUUCAAGCUCACGCUCGAUCAUGCACACACACAGUCUGCUAUAUAUAAUCUUUUGUACUCUCGGAGUCUCGGCUGAGUUUUAUGUUAUAGAUGAUCGCAUCGGAUUAGGGAGGGAAUUUGAUGGAAUUGGUGGAUUGAGCGGAGGAGGGGCCACUUCACGUCUUCUUGUAAACUAUGAAGAACCGUAUCGCAGUCAAAUACUUGACUUCUUGUUCAAGCCCAAUUUUGGAGCUUCAUUGCACAUCCUAAAGGUAGAAAUUGGAGGUGAUGCACAAACCACAGAUGGCACAGAACCCUCUCACAUGCACAGUAAAGAUGAUGUGGAUUUUUACCGUGGAUAUGAAUGGUGGCUCAUGAAAGAAGCCAAGAAGAGAAAUCCAUAUAUCAAACUGAUUGGUCUGCCCUGGGCAUUUCCAGGAUGGGUUGGUCAGCAGACUCAAUGGCCUUACUUUUUCCCAAAUAUUACUGCUAACUAUGUUGUUUCCUGGAUUAUUGGGGCAAAGCAGCAUCAUAACUUGGAUAUCGAUUAUGUUGGGAUAUGGAAUGAAAAGGAAUAUGAUGCUACAUACAUUAAGGUGCUGCGAGACACUUUGGAUCAAAACGGUUUGACUGAUGUUGGAAUUAUUGCUGCAGAUGGGGACUGGGGUAUUUCUAAAGCCAUGGCCCAGGAUCCGUAUCUAAAUGAUGCCAUUGAGGUGAUCGGUGUGCACUACCCAGGCACCAACACUGUUAAAGAAGCGCUGUGGACAGAGAAGAAGCUUUGGUCCUCUGAAGAUUACAGCACGUUCAAUGACGACAUUGGUGCUGGAUGCUGGGCGCGAAUUCUAAACCAGAAUUACCUGAACGGCAGAAUGACUUCGACUAUAUCCUGGAAUCUAAUAGCAAGUUACUAUGAGGAUCUGUCCUUUGGUGGAGAUGGGCUGAUGACAGCAGAGCAGCCCUGGAGUGGACAUUAUGUAGUGGAAUCUCCCAUAUGGAUUACUGCACACACAACUCAGUUUGCGCAGCCAGGCUGGUUUUAUCUGCAAACUGUGGGGAAUCUCACACAAGGAGGAAGUUAUGUGGCCUUAACAGACCGCAGAGGGAAUCUUACCAUUGUCAUCGAAACCAUGACACACGAUCACUCUCAGUGCAUUCGACCUCCUCUACCACAAUUUGACGUCUCCCCUCAGACAGUCACAUUUCAGCUCAAAGGAUCUUUUGCACAUGUCACUGAACUUCAAGUGUGGUACUCAAAAUUGGAUUUUGAGACCAAAAACGCUACACUUUUUCAACAGAGAGGUCCUGUUAAGGUUUAUAAUGGUUUCUUCACCUUAAAACUAGAUGUUGAUGAAGUUUACACAAUCACAACAGUCAUUACAGGAAACCGAGGCUUUUACAAAGAGCCCCCGAAAUCUUCUCCAUUUCCAAAGAAUUAUUCAGAUGAUUUUAAAAUUGAUAACCCUCCAUUCUCGGAAGCCCCAUAUUUUGCUGAUCAAACUGGCGUGUUUGAGUACUUCAGAAAUGUCACAGAUAAAGGCCUGCAUGCCUUUACCUUGCGGCAGGUGAUCACUGAACAGCCAGUCACAUGGGCAAGAGAUGCAGACCAGACCAUCAGCAUCAUUGGAGACUACAAUUGGACAGACCUCAAUGUGUCCUGUGAUGUCCUCAUUGAAACUCCCAACACUGGAGGUGUGUUCCUGGCAGCAAGGGUUGAUCAAGGAGGGGAAUCCGUCAGACAAGCCAAGGGUGUCUUUUAUUGGCUUUAUUCAAACGGAACAUUUAAAGUGACAAAUGACAUAAGUGGACAUAGAGUUCUUGCUGAAGGGCUGUCAGGAACAAAGGCAGGCAUUUGGUAUACAUUAACCCUUAGUGUCAAGGGUUAUUUUGCCUCUGGGAUGCUGAACGGAUACCCGCUGUGGAAGAACGCUGUUGUUUUGGAACCCAAGAGGGGCUGGGCUGCACUCGGAACUUACUCUUUUGAAUAUGCACAGUUUGAUAAUUUUAAUGUGAAUGCGGAUUGAUUUCUGUUCAAUUUGAUUCCUCAUGUCCAUGUUUACAUGAUUACUACAUACUUUUAUGGAUUGCGUGCACACCCUAUAUAUGCAAAAAUAUACCAUGGUAACUAUAUUUGAAUAGUAUAUACGUAUAAAUAUAUACACAGUAUAUAUAACACCAAUUUACCAGUUUUAUUUGAACAUAAUAAAUAGCAACGUUGGUGUUUGGCUGUAAAUGUACUGUGCAUCCGGAAAGUUUUCACAGCGCUUAACUCUUUCCACAUUUUAUGUUAUGUUACAGCCUUAUUCCAAAAUGGAUUAAAUUAAUUAUUUUCCUCAAAAUCUUACAAUACCCCAUAAUGACAACGUGAAAGUAGUUUGUUUGAAAUCAUUGCAAAUUUAUUAAAAAUAAAAAACAAAUCAUAUGUACAUAAGUAUUCACAGCCUUUGCUCAAUACUUUUUUGAAGCACCUUUGGCACCAAUUACAGCCUCAAGUCUUUUUGAGUAUGAAUCUCAAGCUCCAUCAGGUUGGAUGGGGAGCGUCAGUGCACAGCCAUUUUCAAAUCUCUGCAGAGAUGUUCAAUCGGGUUCAAGACUGGGCUCUGGCUGGGCCACUCAAGGACAUCAAGUUGUCCCGUAGCCACUCCUUUGUUAUCUUUUCUGUGUGCUUAGGGUCGUUGUCCUGCUCGAAGAUGAACCUUCACCCCAGUCUGAGGUCCAGAGUGAUCUGGAGCAGGUUUUCAUGAAGGAUGUCUCUGUACAUUGCUGCGUUCAUCUUUCCCUCGAUCCUGACUAGUCUCCCAGUUCCUGCCGCUGAAAAAUAUCCCCAGAGCAUGAUGCUGCCACCACCAUGCUUCACUGUAGGUAUUGGCUAGGUGAUGAUCGGUCCCUGGAUUCCUCCAGACAUGACGCUUGCCAUUCAGGCCAAAGAGUUCAAUCUAUGUUUCAUCAGCCCAGAUAAUUUUGUUUCUCAUGGUCUGAGUCCUUUAGGUGCCUUUUGGCAAACUCCAGACGGGCUGUCAUGUGCCUUUUACUGAGGAGUGGCCUGAUUGGUGGAGUGCUGCAGAGAUGGUUGUUCUUCUGGAAGCUUCUCUUCUUUCCACAGAGAAACGCUGGAGCUCUGUCAGAGUGGCCAUCGGGUUCUUGGUCACCUCUCUGACCACCGAUAUCUCAGUUUGGCCGGGCAGCCAGCUCUAGAAAGAGUCCUGGUGGUUCCAAACUUCCAUUUAUGGAUGAUGGAGGCCACUGUGCUCAUUUGGACCUUCAAUGCUGCAGAAAGUUUUCUGUACUCUUCCCCAGAUCUGUGCCUCGAUACAAUCCUGUCUCUGAGGUCUACAGACAAUUCCUUGCUCUGACAUGCACUGUUAACUGUGGGACCUUAUAUAGACAGGUAUGUCCCUUUCCAAAUCAUGUCCAAUCAACUGAAUUUACCACAUGUGGACUAAAAUUAAUUUGUAGAAACAUCUCAAGGAUGAUCAGGGGAAACGGGAUGAGUUCAAUUUGGAGUGUCAUGGCAAAGGCUGUGAAUACUUAUGUAAAACUCCAUUUUUUUUUUUCAUGUUUUUAUUUUUUUUAUACAUUUGCAAUGAUUUCAAACAAACUUCUUUCACGUUGUCAUUAUGGGGUGUUGUUUGUAGAAUUUUUAUGAAAAUAAUGAAUUUAAUCCAUUUCGGAAUAUUUUGGAAUAUUGCUGUAGCAUAACAAAAUGUGGAAAAAGUGAAGCGCUGUGAAUACUUUACAGAUGCACUGUAAUUACCAUGGUGAUUUUUGUAAGGGUACACAUACAGGUGUCCUAAUGUGUUUUGUUUAAUGCCAAAAUCAGUUGACCUCAUUUUAUUUCACACAUAUAUAUUUAACAGGAGUGAUUGAAUUUCUUUAAAAAUGUGCAAUGUGAAUGUCAUGUGUUAAUCUCAUGGAAAGGGACGCUUUGUAAAAAAUAAAAAUAAAUCACUAGAUUAUAAUACAUUGUAGACAGGGUUGGGUAGUAACUGAAUACAUGUAAUGGGAUUACGUAUUUCAAAUAUAAAAUAUUAGUAACUGUAUUCCACUACAGUUUAAAUAAUUGUAAUUAGAAAA